This is a messenger RNA of Saccharomyces kudriavzevii IFO 1802, 1770 nucleotides long. RefSeq names its product Psp2p (gene PSP2). The record is from RefSeq and is a predicted model, not a curated record. Lineage: Eukaryota; Fungi; Ascomycota; Saccharomycetes; Saccharomycetales; Saccharomycetaceae. The coding region runs from base 1 to 1770 and encodes 589 amino acids. The transcript is spliced from 2 exons.
AUGGGAACAAAUAAUACAUCUAAUAAUAAUGGUACUACGAAGAAAAUGUCCCUAGAAGAGUUUCUAGGGAAUGACACUUUAGGCGAGUCUGUGUGGGAUGAGGAAGACAUUAACCUAGAUGCAAUAAGCAACACUACGAAUAUCGACAUCUUGAAACAGACGAAAGGAGGUAGCGAACAUCAGCGUGAUGGUCAGCAGCAAGCCCCACACGGCGGCCAUGGGCCUAUGAAUAGGUCGCGUUUCUCCAAUUCCGGACCCUUUGGCAGCGGUGGCAUGGGGGACUUUGCAAACCAUCACUAUCCGCAGCAGCAUCAGCAGGGCCCUCCUUAUAUUGUUAAGUUUUCCGAUUUGCCACCAAAGUUUUCUAAUUUUGAUAUUGAGGAUCUUUUUCAGGCAAAGUUCACCAAAUUCAUUAAGUUUAAACUAUUCUGGGAGGUUAAUAAAAACCCUAGUAUUUCUACUUUAAAGUCGGGCUCUGUGUUUGACCAAAAUUUCAAACGUGACUCAAAAGUAGCAUUCGUCGAACUAUACUCAUCUCGUGAUAUGGACAAGAUUUUGAACUACUGGACCACUCCUUUGAAAGAAGUUUACCACAUCACUACAGCACCCGCCGAGUUCGAUGAUUUCAAAGAUUAUAGCACGAAGGUCAAACUGUUAACGGACCCGAAAGACGAUGCCGGCAAACCAUACAUCGCCAAGGCCUCCAAAUCGAAAUCAAACCCCUUUGGAAGUGCCAGGCCCGUUGAUACGCAAUCGAAGAUCCUGGAUAUCGAAGAAAAAAUGGAAAAUCUACACGUAGAAGAUACGACGACUUUGAGAGCAUCAUUGGUCCCUAAUAGUGAUUUCACAACAGCAACGGUAGCGGGUAGCAAGAUCACAAUCUUGAAAAAGCAACCAUCUACAGACGAAGAAUCAACUUCUGCGACCUCAACUCCAAAACCUUUAAGUUACUCCGAAGUGGUGGAGAGAUCCGUGGUUAAUGAAACUUCCAAGAAAACCACACCUUUGAGCAAUAUCAGUUCGUCAGCUUUGGAACUACAAUCGACCGAUAAAUCAGACGAAUUCAAUGGACAAUACGAACAACAAGGCUGUGAUAAAUACAACAAUGAUAAAACUAAAUCGGAUUCCUCAAGUGAAAAAGAUAAAGGCCCAGAAACAGAUUCCGACGCACAAUUUACUUUCAAGAAUGUUGAAAGAGAACACAAUAUCGGUAGAAACAGAUACAAUGGUAAUCAGAACAACAGUAAUGGCAAUUUCAGAGGGACCAGCAGAUAUCGUGGAGGUGCCAACAGCAGCAAUUAUAAGAGCGGGAAUAAUAAUCGUGGUAACCGUGGUGGAAAUCGCGGCGGCAACUCUUUCAAUAACGGUGGUAAUGCUUACGACAAUACUAAUACUAAUAAUAAUAAUAAUGGUUCAAGAUACCAUGAUCGACAGAACAACGACGACGGAGCUGUUAGCUCAGGGUCGUCUUCAGAUGCCUCAGGACACAACAACAACGAAUUCGCAAACCCAACAUCCAACACCCAACAAUACUCCAUCUUUAAACCAGCAAGCGGGUUCCUUGGUCAAAGCAGUAAUGAUUCCAUGAGGAAUAAUGGGCGUGGUAACUAUAACAGCAGUAGUGUAGGUGGAGGUUCAAGAGGAAGGGGAUUUGGUAGAGGAAGAGGAUAUGGCAGAGGUACAUAUAGCAAUCGUGGCAGCCGUGGUGGACGUGGAAACAGUGGCGGCUACUCUAAUUACAACGCUAAAACAGCAGAUAUGCCUCUAUGA